This is a messenger RNA of Rotaria sp. Silwood2, 816 nucleotides long. The record is from the annotation of a GenBank genome assembly. NCBI's taxonomy places the organism in Eukaryota, Metazoa, Rotifera, Eurotatoria, Philodinida, Philodinidae.
AUGGAUUUAGCCGAACGAUUUUUUGACGUUGAUCAAGAGUUUCUACAAAAAAUACCACCUAUGAUAGAUUAUCGUAGUCAACCAUUGGUAACACUCGAAGAGACCAUCAAAAAGCUUCAAACAUCCAAACAAAACAUUGAUCAUAUGGUGAAAGCGGCAAAAUGGAAGGUGUUCAUUUCAAGAUAUAAUCUUACUGCUGAUGAAGCAGCUGCCAUCUAUCUUUAUACGAUAAGACAUUCGGAAACUGAUCGAGAUAUUUCUAGUCAAUUGAGUACAGCACUUCGACUUAGAUUUCGACAACUGCUUACCCCUUGGUUUCCUUAUCUUCAGCUCUUGAUCACAGCAUUGAAUAAAUUACCAUCAAUGAAAGGUACGAUUUGGCGCUAUUCUCGAGGUCAUAUUGCUGAUAAUUAUCGAAAAGACUGUGUCUGGUUAGGGUUUAGUUCAUGUACAGGAACCAAGCCAUUAUUUGAGCAACCUCUCAACAAAUACGAUGUGUAUACUAUAUUCAAAAUUGAAUGCAUUAAUGGUAAAGUGAUUCGCGAAUUUUCUGACUGCCCUUGGGAAAAUGAAGUUCUUCUAUUGCCUGAUACAAGUUUACGAGUGAUAAAGAUAGUAAAUUUAAAAAAUAGACUUAAAAUAGUUUAUUUACAAGAAGAAGGAUCUCCACAUUUACAAUCGGUUCCACCAUCAGGUUUUUCAUUGUCAAUGGAUAAAAUAAAUGCAACAAACCAUGGCUUCACUUCGACUAAAUUUCAGCCCAACGGUGAAAUGAUAUCAGUACAAUCAUCGAGUAAGAUUUUUUUUUUAGUUUGA